Molecule: messenger RNA, 4401 nt
Organism: Nicotiana tabacum (common tobacco)
Lineage: Eukaryota; Viridiplantae; Streptophyta; Magnoliopsida; Solanales; Solanaceae
Product: disease resistance protein RPM1-like
Biological process (GO): defense response to other organism
Molecular function (GO): ADP binding
Source: RefSeq, a predicted model, not a curated record
AGUAUUUUCUCACACCAGGAGGCAAGAAAGAACUGAUCCAGCAUAUGCUACCCCGUACGAUCUCAUAAGUCCUUUACAAGGAGGAUUUGGUCCCGACCAGCCUUAACUAAGUACAAGUCAUUUGUUUGGAAAAGCUCUUCUAAGUUUUCAGCCUGUAACCACUUCCAGAAUAAAAUGAAGAGUUGCAGACUGCAGAGAGCAACCGAUUAGUAACGGAUAUAUGGUAAAUUCGCAUUAUCUUCGAUUACCAAUCUUAAUAAGGAAGUCUCACCUACAUUCAGCUUUAUUCCAAGUGAAACUAAGUCUUUUAACAAAUUUCUUUUCAACAAAAAAAAAUCCUCUUGGUAGUAAGAACAAACGAAACAAUACCUAAACAACAAUUAUCAGGCCUAAAUCUUAACCAGCAACAGCAGCAAGAGCAUACACUCCUCCUCUUUCACAUAGAAAAAUCACAUAAAGAACAAAGAUGAGACAUUUUUGAACUAUUAGACACUUAAUUACCCCAAAAUAAAGACUUGGAAAAAGAAUUAUAGAGACUAAAACUACAGCUUCAAACUCACAACCAGAACCAGUUCCACUAUGGCUCACACAUACAACUUUUUCCAGAAUCACUGUGGGCUCCCCAUAGAAUAAAAGAUGAUCUACGCCACGUAUAACUGAUGCCAUAUAAUUCUGCUGCAUACCAUUAUACUAUACUACUGUCCCACAGAGAUAUAGAAUUGAUUCCUCCACGUUAGACAUCUCCUACUUCAAUUUUUGUAGCAUACCACGAUUGCUCCGGACUAACAAAAGGGGUUUACUGUGGAGAUUCUGGUGUAAACAAUUGAGUUCACAAUCGGUAUUUUUAGAUAGCCAGUGGUCGACCGAAUCAAUUGCCGAGUUGCUUGCCACGUUCAGUGUGUUAAAAGUCAUAUAGCAUGAAUUUAGAAAAGAGAAAUAGUCCAACUAAUACUAGUAAACUAGUAUUAACUAAAAGAUAUUAUACUAAUAGAGAUAGCAAGAACUGGAAAAAUGUUUCUUAACUUGCAAUUUGCAAUAAUCAUUUGUGAAACGCAGUUCUACUCCCUAAAAUGAUUCAAAGUUUGAUAUAAUAUAAAUUGAUCACGAAAGUCCAACAUUAAUUACAUCAACAUCUUGGAUAAUUUUUCAAAGAAUUUAUAUACUGAGAGAACAAAAGCAAUCGGAGGCUUAGAAUGGAGAUUCUGGUGUAAACAUUCAAAUUGACAGUCGAUGUCUCUAGACAGCCAUAGUCAAUGAACCAACCGUUUAAAAUUGCUGCCACGUUAAGUGUGUUCAAAGUCAGCUCAUAUAGCAUAUGAAUAUAAAAAGAAGAGAUACUCCAACUAGUAGUAGUAAACUAGUAAUAACUCGGAGAAUGUUUCUUAAUUAAGCUUGCAAAUUGCAAUAAUCAUUUGCAUAACAUGCUUCUAGUCCCUAACCAGUUCAAACUUUGAUCUACAUAAAUUGAUAACGAAACCCCAUCAUUAAUUACAACAUCUUGCAUUAAAUUUUCUAACGAAACUAUAUACCGAGUGAAAAAAUGGCAGAGAGCGCUAUAACUUUUCUGGUACAUCAAAUUUCAGACUGGCUCCACAGUGGACAAAAGUUUAUUGUAGGAAUUGAAGAAGAAAUUGUGUAUAUCAAGGAUGCAUUUGAACAAAUGAGGACUUUCUCAAGAGUAGCUGAUGCAAAAGAAGAAGAAGAUGCUGAAUUACAAGUAUGGAUCAAGAAAGUACUAGACCUUGCACAUGAUGUCCAAGACAUUCUUGAAAGUCAUUUUGUCAUGUGCAACAGUUUUCAAGAAAAGGUAUCGUGGCCAUGGAAAAAACCCCAUCAUUCAUUAAUGUCUGAGAAGUUAUUUGAAGCUCAAAAUGAUAAUAUUUUAAAAGCAUCGGAAGGUAUAAAGGCCCGAAUCAUCGUCAUUUCUGAAGGACAUAAAACGUUUCUUCAGAAAUAUGGUGUUAUAACAAGUGCAGAAAGUAGCAACAUUACAUGGUGUAAUAACCAUGAAGUACUUCAUGAUGAUGCAGAUCUUGUAGGCAUUGAAAAUCAUAAAUCAGUACUACUUUAUCGGGUUCUUUCUGAUGAUCCAGAAUGGAAAUUGCUUUGUGUAGUUGGAACAAGAGGUAUAGGGAAAACCACCCUAGUCAAGAAAAUCUUUGAUGAUGCAACAGUGAACAAGCAUUUCAAUCAUCAUACUCUGUGGAUUGAUAUUCCAAAAUUUUCUAAUGUUAAGGAGCUAUUCACGUCCAUGCUUGCUCCACAAGAUGACCAUUCCCGUCGAGCACUUGAAACCAUGGAUGCUAACAUGUUGGCACAAUUCCUUCAAUUAUUCUUUGAGUCAUCAAGGUACUUAAUUGUCCUUGAUGAUGUCCCUGAUAUUGGCACCUGGAGAACUCUCAAAUGUGCAUUUCCUAGAGUAAGCUGUGGCAGCAGGAUUAUCAUCAUAUCGCGUUUUGCUGAUAUAUGCCAUACUAUUUGUGUGGAAACUGAUGUUGAUAGUCAUGUUUAUAAUUUGAAGCCUUUGUCCAAAAAAGAAUCUUGGAUUCUUUUCUGCAGAAAGGCAUUUUCAGGCAGCCUAUUAUGCCCUUCAUCCUUGAUGCAAAUCUCCAAUGACAUUGUACAGAAAUGCAGAGGUCUCCCACUGGCGAUUUUGGUGAUUGCUGGUGCUUUGGCUACUAAAGGGAAAAGAAAAGAGGCGUGGGAGAUAUUCUAUGACAGCCUUGUUGACAAGUUACAAGGUAGUUAUAGUGAAGUCGAGCACAUGAAAAGGAUACUCAAUCUAUGUUAUCAAGACUUGCCUUUCUAUCUCAAGUCUUGUUUCACUUAUCUGAGCAUAGUUCCAAAAUAUCAUAUCAUCGAUAAGAUGAGACUGACUCGAUUGUGGGCAGCAGAAGGACUUGUCCUUGAAAGAGAGGGAAAAGCAGUUGCAAAAGUUGCUGAAAGCUAUCUCAAUGAACUUGCAAAUAGAAGCUUGAUCCAAGUUGAUAAAAAAUACCCUGAUGGAAGGUUAGCGAUAUUCAGCAUUAAUAACCUGUGGUAUGAAAUCAUUCUUUCUAAGUCAGGGGAAAGUGCCAUGGCAACUAUAGCUAAUGGGGAAGAAACAAGAAGGCCUCACAAAGUCAGACAUCUGGUAAUCACUGAUGAAUUGACAAACGAUAUACAAAAUAUUGAUCAGUUUAAGCAUCUUCACUCACUAAUAACGUUUGGUUCUCCAGAUUCUGUGACUAGUUCAUUCUUGUUGAAGCUGUUAUGUGGCAGUUUCAAGCUACUCAAGGUCUUAGACUUGACACAAGCCCCAUUGGUAAAAAUACCAAAAGAAGUCUUUGAAUUAGUACAUCUCAAGUUUUUGAACUUAAAGAGCACUAAGAUAAAACAUCUCCCAGGAUCAAUACAGAAGCUUGAGAACCUCGAGUUCUUGGACCUAAGGGAGACAUCAGUAAACAAAUUGCCUGUUGAAAUUCUAAGGCUUCAACAUCUUCGCCAUGUCCUCAUUUAUCGACGUGGUGCUGGUUUUUUGCAUGGUUUUAUAGCUCCUGAGAACAUAGGAAUCCUUGCGUCCUUAGAAGUGGUGACUCUUAUAAAUGCCACUACAAGCACAGUGAUUGAAUUGGGAAAGUUAACAAGACUACGAAAGUUAGAGAUCGCAAAGCUGCGAAGAAAACACGCAAGGGAUCUUUGUUCUUCCCUUGACAAGUUGAUAAAUCUUGAACAACUAUCUAUCUCAUCUUAUGGGGUGAAUGAUAUUAUUGAUUUACACUAUCCCCUUCGUUCUACACACUCAUCCCUUCGAACAUUAACCUUCGAAGGGCGUUUGGAGAGGCUUCCAAUAUGGGUAACAUCUCUUGAAGCCUUAGCCACAGUUCAUUUAACUUUGACCAAGUUAGUGGACAAUGCACUAGAAACUCUUCAAGAUUUGCCCAACCUUGUAAACCUUGUGCUAGAUUCGGCUUAUGAAGGCGAAGAAUUGAGGUUCAGGGCAGGCGGAUUCAAGAAACUGCGAGAAUUAUAUAUUUGGCACUGCAGGAAUUUGAGUAUAAUUAAAGUGGAAGAAGGUGCAAUGCCUUCUCUUGAGGAGCUUCAACUGUGCAACUGUCCGGUAAUGAAGGAGUUUCCGUUUGGGAUUGAGCAUUUAAGCAAGCUUCAACGUCUUGUGUUGCAAAAUGUUUCUGAAAAGAUGUUGAUGACUUUGCAGCUUGAGGACAGUCAAAGUGGGGAUUACUGGAAAAUUGCUCAUAUUCCUAGAGUUCAGAUAGUAGACUUGUAGAAAAACUGGAAGAUAGAUAGGAUUGGAAUAAUGCAAAAGAGAAACAAAGUCUUAUUGAUUAGCACCGUGUUUCUUUGUUAAUUCAGAUUCAGACUUCCUAAGAUUAUCAAUGGAGCCCAAAAUAUUACUCUUUA